Meleagris gallopavo (turkey) is the source of this 4220-nucleotide messenger RNA. The record is from RefSeq and is a predicted model, not a curated record. NCBI's taxonomy places the organism in Eukaryota, Metazoa, Chordata, Aves, Galliformes, Phasianidae.
AUGUCACCAUCGAUGCCAUAUUUUUCUUUUGCAUCACCAAAUCAGGAUAAAUCUAUGUCAGUCACCUACUUAGCCACUACCUUGGGAACAAAAGAAAUCCUAGGCUUGGGCUAUCUCUCCCUGCCACCAAACAGAAGGGUCAGCAUUGGCCUAGCUAGCACAGAGCCACCAGAACAAGGGAUGAAGAGGUGUUUGGGUGAAUUGUUAAAUCCUUGCCGCUGCGAUGGGUCAGUGCGAUACACACAUCAACUUUGCCUGUUGAAGUGGAUUAGUGAAAGAGGGUCAUGGACCUGUGAACUCUGCUGUUACAGAUACCAUGUUAUAGCAAUUAAAAUGAAGAAGCCUUGCCAGUGGCAAAGCAUUACUAUAACACUGGUUGAGAAAGUGCAGAUGGUUGCUGUAAUCCUAGGAUCUCUGUUCUUAGUAGCAAGUGUGACUUGGCUUCUAUGGUCAGCCUUCAGCCCCUAUGCAGUAUUGCAAAGAAAGGACAGCCUUUUUCAAACCUGCUAUGGAUUGUAUGGUUUUAUGGAUCUAGUAUGCAUAGGUCUCAUAGUACAUGAAGGUGCACCUGUUUAUCGAGUGUUUAAGAGAUGGAGGGCUGUGAAUCUACACUGGGAUGUGUUAAAUUAUGAUAAAGCUACAGAUAUAGAAGAGAGCAAUCGAGGAGAAUCCUCAGCAGGAAGGACACUGUGGUUACCACUGACUGCAUUUAGAAACAGAAAUUUAGUUCACCCAACACAGUUAACCUCACUAAGAUUUCAGUGUGGCUACGUAUUGUUACAUCUGUUCAACCGCAUGAGACCUCAGGAAGAUUCAUCAGAGGAUAAUGGCUCUGGGGAAGUAGUAAUGAGAGUGACCUCAGUGUAAAGAUUAAGCUCACUGUGCUACACAGAUAAGAAUAAUAUGCCCUGAUGUUACAGGGGUUUGGAAUGUAGCUACAACGAAUGGUAAAACCAUUAACACUUGAGAAAAAAAAAAAAACCACACACACAUUUUUUUAAAAAAAAUUAAUGCUUUUCUAUGAUCAGCUAAAUCACAAAUGCAUUUUUCUGACAAAAAAAAAACAAAAAAACAAACAAAAACAAACAAAAAAAAACACACAACAAAAAACCAACACCCAACCUCUUGCUUUUUAUAUAGUCUGGUUUAUUAAAUUUUUUGUCAAUUUGUUACAUAAGGUGUAUACAAUUAUAGUUUAAUUCUUAGGUCUUUGAAUGCUGAAGAAAGUCAUUUUUAAGUAAAAAAAUAUAUUUAAAUGUAUUUUCUUAAACACUGGCUUUAACCCACUGUUAUUAUUUUUCCCACUUUCAUGAGGAUUAAACUGAACAGAUUUCUUUCAAAAAGAAAAAAAGAUGUUGACACAAGUCAAGUAUUCUUUCUUUUCUAUCAUUUUUUGUUGUCUGUAGCUCAGUUUGGGUAUGUGAAAGUAGGUGAGAGAUAUAUUGUCCCUUGCCUUUAAGCAGGAAGUCCACCAGCUGUUCAUAGAACCAAGAGGGAAGAUGCCAGCUCUUCUUUUAGCUCUCCCAGGGGGAUGUUGAUGUCAGGCACACGUAAGAUACAGACAGGGGAAGAGUGUGCAAUUCCUCUCUGAUGUCCAAGAUCUGCAGACUACAGGAGCUGUUCCGGUGCACAGACUUCACACUGCAUACCAAACAAUGGUGCUGCAUUUAGCAGCCUCUGAAUUUCCAGCAGCACUCUUACUACAAGCCACCAUCCAACCAUAUUCUUUAAAACAAAAAAGAAAUGGGCAUUAUAUGUAUUGCCAAUUGAAAUAGAGUAGGAUGGUAAGAAAAAAAGUUAAUUAUUGUUCUCCUACCCACCUUCUUCCUAGGCACAGCCUCACUCCUCCAUCCCUGACCUCUCCAUCUCCUGACCCCGAGCAGUACAGGGCUGGGGAAUGGGGUCAGUAUCUGACAGCUCCCCAUCCUCACACCGUGCCCUGCUCCAGUUGGGCCUUCCCAGGGGCUGAGGGAGAGCCCUGCCCAGUGCUGUUGGAAAGUCUCCACUCUGGCUGCGCCUAGAGCCCACCCUGACCUCCUCCUUUCCUCAAGGUGCAGACAGGGGUUUCUCCUGCUGUUGGUGGCUCCCAGUCACCUUGUGCCCUCCCAUCCCGAGGCUCUCCCAAACUCUGUAGAGUUCAUUUUGCUGAUGAACUCUACAGAGGGUCCAGCACUCUGCAUUAAUUCUCAGGAGCUCAAAUUUACACUUACCAAAUCUACAGAUAAGUUACUUCUCUUUAAGCAGUUCAAGUGAAAAGUACACUAGCCAUCAUCGGCCAAAUGCAAUAUCAACAAAAGGUACUUUAUAUUCUCCAUGACAAACUGCCAACAUACAACUGCCAAUCUCACUGAGAAACUGUGAGUAUUCCUUUCCAUAUUAGCUUUCAGCAAUUUCCAAAAGGAUGGGAGAAAUAGAAGAUGAGAGGAACUAUGACUGGGGAAAUCUGCUGUAUCACUGGGAAUUAAUUAUUCCUAAUUAGUACUUAAAUAAAGCCUCCUUUCCCAGAAGCACCACAAUUCCACAUGACCAAGCUGAAAUCAGAGUUUGCAUCUCAAAGCAACUUGCAGCACAAGGUGAGUAAUUAAUUCCUUCCCCUACGUACUUAAAAGGUUCCAUCUCACACCUCUUAGGUACCUGUGAUCUGUGGAAUUUAAAGAUUAUUUUAGCAUUCUUUUGACCCAUCCUUAAAAAAAAAAAAAAUGAGAAGCAUCUUAAAAUGUUUUUUUUUUGUAAAGAGAUCUUCUUCAUUCACAUCCAAAUAAGUACUAGGCUGGAUGAGAAUGACUCACCAGAAAAGAUCAACUGUUUCAGUUUAAGAGAGGAAAAGAUUUGUGUUCAAAUGUCUGAAAGACACGUGUCCAGAACACUUAACAACUACUGAGGGGGAAAUGGUUCUGGUUCAACUAAGAGUAAUGAAAAUCAGUGAGUGAGAAAAAUGUGUUGGGCAAAUACCAGAAAAGCCUUUUUAACAGCAAGAUUUGUCAUCCUUAAUCAUUUAUGUGGCACAACGAUAUUACGUAUGUCUGAGCCUAUGAAUUUCUAUAUAUAGAAAGUGAGAUCAGGAAACAAACAGUCACAGGAUUAGUAUGGGCAGAGUGCAGUUAUAGAAAAAAAAAGAAAUCUAUGAUGAGAUGUACUGCGGAAUGUUUUUAGUAGCAAGAGUAUGUAGUGUAGGAUACAAAUAUUUCUUCAUCGACCUUGUAUUUGGAUUUGUGCAUUACUGCAGUGCUGUAAUAACCUACAUGCAAGAUAAAUGAAUUCAAUUCAGAACAGCUGCAGAGAAGGGAAUGAAAAAGGAGUAGGGGCUGUAUUUCACACAAGGAAAUUAGAAAAGUGUGGCUUAUUCUGUUUAACAAAAGUUGAAUGAAUGUUAUUGUUCCUAGUUACUACAUUGCAAAUAAAAUUUUAAGCAACGAAGACUAAGAAAAAUGAGAAUUCAAGGACACAAGUAGACCGCAAAUCAAUUUAUUUGUAAAUUCAAAUAGUUUUAAAAUAUUCAUAGAAUGAAGUGCAGACAACAGUUUAAGUUAAAAGGCCCAUGGGAGGACAUGUAGUCCAACCUACAGGGUAAGCUCUAGGGCCAGACCAGGUUGCUAAGGGCUAAGUAGUCAAGUCUUAUAAUUUUCAAAGGAUGGAAAUUACACAACUUCUCUGGGUAGCCAAUUCCAACUAUUGCCUGUAACCAGAGCAUAUUCUUUCUAUUCUACUUCUUUUGUCUCACCAUCCCACAAAGCCCCACUGUGAUAAGGAUGGCUUUGUCUUCUUAUUAACCACAGGUUAUCACAGGUUCAGGCAGGUUACUGUUUGAACAAGAAUUGUAGAAUAUCCUGAGUUGGAAGGGACCCAUAAUGAUCACUGAGUCCAACUCCCAGCUCCACGCAGGACCAUCCAAAAUUCAAACUAUGUCUGAAAGCAUUGACCAAAACGCUCCUUGAUCUCCAGCACGUGGGGGCCCCCCCCCCAUGUGAAAGAGCAACUUUGGAGUUUCACUACCAAGACACUCCAGAAACAGCAAGAAUUCUGCUUGAGAUGCCCCAUUCAGAUUUGGCUCAUUGAAACAAAGUAGUGUUUGCUGCUUAAACUGAAGGUGCCUAUCCCAAAACUGUGAGUGGUGAAAUGCAUCCUUCCAAGGCUCUCAAGGACAAGGCCAUUUCCAGUCACUGUUAUACAUACAACAUUUUUAGAAGUUUAUAAUAAAAAUUCAAGUUUUAUAACAAUUA